Molecule: messenger RNA, 13586 nt
Organism: Suncus etruscus (white-toothed pygmy shrew)
Lineage: Eukaryota; Metazoa; Chordata; Mammalia; Eulipotyphla; Soricidae
Gene: DNAH9
Product: dynein axonemal heavy chain 9
Exons: 69
Coding region: 14-13471 (4485 amino acids)
Biological process (GO): microtubule-based movement
Cellular component (GO): dynein complex
Molecular function (GO): ATP binding; ATP hydrolysis activity; dynein intermediate chain binding
Source: RefSeq, a predicted model, not a curated record
CUCCAGACCCGCGAUGCGGUGCGCUGAGGAAGGGGUCAUGCCGGUUGAGCAGAAUGCGGAGGAAGAAGCUGAAGUGGCCCCGGGACUUCGUCUCCUGGGGGUGUAUGUGGCCCUGAGCCUGCGGCCGGCGGCGGGCGCCUGGGAACGGUGCCUCGGGUCGGCGGACGCGGAGCCGCUGCUAAACGCCUUCUUCGGACGCGAGGCUGCGGUGGGAUCGAGGCCUUUGCUGGUGGUGCGGCCUGUGCCCGGCGGAUUGGCGUUGCAAGCUGGCCUCGACGUGGGACACGAUUGCUGCCCCCCUUAUCCGAAGGGGCUCUUUUUCCUGCGCACCAAGUUCGAGCAGCCGGGGCCUAACAGUCUCCGGGGCGCAGCGGUGUGUGGGGACCUACCUGCAGCGCCUCUGGAACACCUGGCUGCCUUGUUAUCUGAGGUUGUUAUUCCUAUCUUGGCCAAUGAGAAGAACAAUAUAAACUGGCCCCAGGUGAUAUGUCAAGAUGUCAGGAAUCAUGUUCAUAGCCUCCACAGUGAUCUUCUGGUUAUUCUUGAACAAGUAAAGGGGAAAACUUUAUUACCUCUUCCAAUAGACUCAGAAAAAUUGGAGUUUAUCGAUUCCAAAAGUGAGACUGUGUUGGAUUCUACAGAUAAUACUGUCAUUUAUGCCAUUGAGUCUGCAGUGAUCCAAUGGAGUCACCAAAUUCAGGUUGUACUUGAGAGAGAGUCUUCACAGCUACUGCUGAAAGGCAAGAACCCAACCCCAAAGGUAGAAUUGGAAUUCUGGAAAAGCAGGUCUAAGAAUCUGGAAUGUAUUUAUAAUCAAUUGAGAACACGAAAAGUCAAGAGCAUGGCUGUCCUCUUGGACAAGCUUCAAAGCAGCUACUACCCAGCCUUUCAAGGCAUGACCAGAGAUGUUGUAGCAGCUUUGACAGAGGCACAGGACAUCUACAUUCACUUAAUGCCACUCCACCGUCACCUGGAAACAAUUGAAGGACUGGAGUUUCCAGAGGUAAAGCCAUGGCUGCGACCUCUGCUUCAUGUAGUCUGUCUGAUUUGGGCCACUUGCAAGUUCUACCAUGCACCAGGGCGGCUAACUGUACUACUCCAGGAGAUCUGCAACCUCCUCAUUCAACAGGCAACUAAUUAUCUUGGCCAAGAAGAUCUCCUGAGCAGUGAAAUAGAAGAGAGUCAGAAAAAACUACAUGUGGUUGUGAAUACGCUGAACUACUUCAAGCAUGUAUUUUGGGAUAGAAGGAAGAAUCUCCAUCUAUACUUCAAAGAUAACCAGAAAGUCAGGGAAUGGGAUUUUCAGUCUUCAUUUGUGUUUAUGCGAUUGGAUUGCUUCUUGGAAUGUCUACACCUGGUUGAAAAUCUUCUAAAUACGUCUUUGGAUUUCCACACACUGGGAAAGCUUGAGUUUAGUGGAAUCAAUGGCAAUAUCUUGAGCCAUCAGGUUCAACAAAUGUACAAUGAAUUUCAAGAGAUGUAUAAAGUAUUCUCAGAAUCAUCGUAUAACUGCUUGGACCCUCAAAACAUGGAAUUUAAAAAUGAUAUAUUUAAAUUUAAUCAGAGAGUUGAAGACCUUGACCGAAAAAUGGGGACUAUAUUUAUUCAAGCAUUUGAUGAUAUCCCUGAUUUGGAGCAUGCCUUUAAGCUGCUAGACAUAGCAGGAAAUCUCCUUAAAAGACCCCUGAUAGCACAAGAUGCACCCAAUAGAUAUUUGAUGCUCAUCCAAGCAUUCAAUAAAGAACUUGAUGCUGUGAGGACAAUCUACAGUAAGCAUGUCCAGGAGGAGGCUGAAAUUGGAUUCUCCUCAGUGCACAAGAACAUGCCUACUGUGGCUGGUGGUCUUCGUUGGGCUCAGGAACUGAGGCAGCGCAUCCAGGGUCCCUUCAACAACUUCAGUCAGAUUACACAUCUAUGCCUAGAAUCUGCUGAAGGAAAACAAAUGAAAAAACAAUAUGAAGACAUGGUCUCAUUGCUGGAAAAGUAUGAAACAAGACUCUAUGAAGAUUGGUGUGAUACAGUAGCAGAGAAGUCUCAAUAUAAUCUUUCUCAGUCUCUUCUGAAACGUGACCCAGAGACAAAACAUAUAACAGUCAACUUUAACCCACAGCUGAUUUCUGUGUUGAAAGAAAUGAGUUAUCUUGAACCUAGGCAUUUGAAGCACAUCCCUGAGACUGCAACUGCCAUGUUUUCUGCCAGGAAAUUUUAUCAACAACUUGUUGCUAAUUUGGAAUUAAUGACAAAUUGGUACAACAAGCUUAUGAAAUCUCUGCUAGAGGUUGAAUUUCCAUUAGUGGAGAAGGAACUGGAAAAUAUUGACUUCUGCUUAAGAGCUGCAGAGGAGACUCUGAACUGGAAAUCAGAAGGUGUUUGGGAUUAUGUGACUCAAAUCACCAGUAGUAUUCAUAAUCUUGAACAAAAAAUUCAGAAAACUAAAAACAACUUGGAAGAGAUCCAAAACAUUAUGAAAACAUGGGUAUCUCCAAUAUUUAAAAAAAAAGAAAGAAAAGAAUUUCUUCUUUCUCUGGAUGAUCAGAAUGAUCAAAUGGAAAAAUAUUACAGUCUCAUCAAAGAAUCUGGCAUUAAGAUGCAUGCUCUUGUUCAGGAAAAUUUGGUUCUGUUUUCAGCAGACUCAACCUCCAAUAUCUGGAAGACAUAUGUCAGUUACAUUGAUGAUAUGUUGCUGGAUGGAUUCUUUCGUGCCAUUGAGUGCUCCCUUAAGUACCUCCUCGAAAAUACUGAAUGUAAGACAGGGCUCACCCCUAUAUUUGAAGCACAAUUGAGUCUAGAAAUACCAGAAUUAAUUUUCUAUCCAUCUAUGGAUUCUGAAGUAAAGUGGAGUUUCCAUAACAUUGUUGAAAGCUUUAUCACCAAUAUUUUUGGAAUAUCAGCUUUGGUGCCUCGACUUUCCCCACAAACAGGCUGUCCUCACUAUCAGGUUGCCAUGGAAGGCAUGGCUGAUUUGGCUAGCAUGCAGUACAUGAUCAUGGAGAGGGUCCAGAGCAUGACUACUCGUUGUUGCAACUAUCGGAACACCUUUAGCCAAUAUUCCUAUCUCUAUGUUGAGGACCCGAAGGAGCUUCUGCAUCAGUUUCUCUUGUAUGGUCAUGUUUUAACACCUGAAGAAAUUGAAAUACAUGCAGAAGAUGGCAUUCUUGAGAACCCACCUACUCUUCAGCAGUUUAAAGCACAAAUUGACUUCUAUGAAAAAUUGUAUGAAGAAAUGUGCAGACUGGAGCCCAUCAAGAUAUUUGACAGCUGGAUGAAGAUUGAUGUGCGGCCCUAUAAAGCAUCUCUUCUAAAUAUAAUUAAGAAAUGGAGCCUCAUGUUCAAACAACAUCUUGUUGAUCAUGUCACUAAUAGCUUGUCUGAUCUUGAAGAAUGUAUAAGAAGUAGUGAAUGUGGUUUGCUCAAGAAAGUUGAAAAAGGAGAUUUCAAAGGACUAGUUGAGAUUAUGGGACAUCUUAUGUCUCUUAAAGAACGACAGACCAGCACUGAUGAGAUGUUUGAACCAUUAAAGCAAACAAUUGACUUGCUGAUGACAUAUGAGCAAGAAUUACCGGAAACAGUAUUUAGACAACUGGAGGAACUGCCUGAGAAAUGGAACAACAUAAAAAAGAUGGCUGUUACUGUGAGGCAACAGGUGGCCCCAUUGCAGGCAAAUGAAGUGACCCUCCUUCGUCAGAGGUGCAUAGCCUUUGACAUUGAACAGCAGCAAUUCUGGGAGCACUUCCACAAUGAGGCUCCAUUUAAAUUUGAUAGCCUUGACCCACAUAAAAUACUGGAUGAAAGGCAUAUUGACAUCCUGCAAAUGGAAUCCAACAUGGCCUCCAUUUCUGAGUCAGCCAGCUUGUUUGAAGUAAAUAUUCCUGAUUACAAGCAACUGAAAGAGUGCAGAAAAGAGGUUUGUCAACUGAAGGAACUCUGGGACACUAUAGGGAUUGUGACUUCUAGUAUCCAUGCCUGGGAGAAUACCAAAUGGAGGGAUAUAAAUGUUGAGGCCAUGGAUUUGGAGUGCAAACGGUUUUCUAGACAACUAAGACAUUUUGAUAAGAAGAUAAGAUCAUGGGAUGCAUUUACAGGCCUAGAAAGGGUGGUAUUGAACACCUUGACCUCCUUAAGAGCAGUAGCUGAAUUGCAGAAUCCAGCCAUUCGUGAAAGGCACUGGAGACAGCUGAUGCAAAUCACUGGUGUAAGUUUCAUCAUGGAUGAAAAUACAACUCUGGCACAACUCCUACAUCUCCAGCUGCACCAUUUUGAGGAUGAAGUCCAAGGUAUCGUAGACAAAGCUGUGAAAGAGAUGGGUAUGGAGAAGAUAUUAAAAGAGCUUCAGAUCACGUGGGCUGGCAUGGAAUUCCAUUAUGAGUUCCACCUACGAACCAGUGUUCCCCUUCUACAGUCUGAUGAGGAUCUCAUAGAAGUUCUGGAAGAUAACCAAGUCCAACUUCAGAACCUAAUGAUGUCCAAAUACAUUGCAUUCUUCCUGGAGGAAGUGUCUGCAUGGCAGAAGAAGUUAUCCAUAGCUGAUGCUGUCAUCUCUAUCUGGUUUGAUGUUCAGCGCACAUGGUCUCAUCUGGAAAGUAUAUUCAUUGGAUCUGAUGAUAUUAGAGCUCAGCUGCCCCAGGAUUCUGAAAGAUUUGAAGGCAUUGACUUUGACUUUAAGGAACUAGCAUAUGAUGCUCAAAAAACUCCAAAUGUAAUUGAAGCCACCAAUAAAUCAGGUUUUUAUGAAAAAUUGGAAGAUAUUCAAAAUAGAUUAUCCCUGUGUGAGAAGGCUUUGGCAGAAUACCUGGAUAUGAAAAGGCUUGCCUUUCCUAGGUUUUAUUUUCUCUCCUCCUCUGACUUGUUAGACGUCCUUUCCAAUGGCACAGUUCCGCAACAGGUUCAACGCCACCUUUCCAAACUCUUUGACAAUAUAGCCAAGAUGAAAUUCCAGCAAGACAAUAGUGAAAUAACAUCUAAGAUCAGUCUUGGUAUGUACAGCAAAGAAGAAGAAUAUGUGGCUUUCAGUGAACCCUGUGACUGCAGUGGGCAGGUAGAAAUAUGGUUGAACCAUGUACUUGCUCACAUGAAAGCAACUGUGAGGCAUGAGAUGACUGAAGGUGUAACUGCCUAUGAAGAAAAGCCAAGGGAACAAUGGCUCUUUGAUUAUCCAGCUCAGGUAGCCCUGACCUGCACUCAGAUCUGGUGGACAACUGAGGUAGGCAUUGCAUUUUCCAGACUGGAAGAAGGUUAUGAGAAUGCCAUGAAGGACUAUUACAAAAAGCAAGUAGUCCAACUUAAAACACUCAUCACCAUGUUGAUUGGCCAGCUUUCCAAGGGGGACCGACAGAAGAUUAUGACCAUAUGCACCAUUGAUGUGCAUGCACGGGAUGUAGUGUCCAAAAUGAUUGCUCAGAAGGUAGAAAAUGCUCAGGCUUUUCUCUGGCUAUCUCAGCUGCGACAUCGGUGGGAUGAUGAGGAUAAACAUUGUUUUGCCAAUAUCUGUGAUGCCCAGUUUUUAUAUUCCUAUGAGUAUCUGGGAAAUACACCUCGCCUAGUGAUCACACCUUUGACAGAUAGGUGUUACAUCACUCUUACCCAGUCUCUGCACCUAACUAUGAGUGGAGCUCCAGCAGGACCUGCAGGAACAGGCAAGACAGAGACCACUAAGGACCUGGGUCGAGCACUGGGAAUCAUGGUCUAUGUAUUUAACUGCUCAGAACAGAUGGAUUAUAAGUCUUGUGGAAACAUUUAUAAGGGUCUAGCACAGACUGGUGCCUGGGGCUGUUUUGAUGAAUUUAAUCGAAUCUCUGUCGAAGUCCUGUCAGUGGUGGCAGUGCAGGUAAAAAGCAUUCAAGAUGCAAUUCGUGAUAAGAAGCAGCACUUCAAUUUCCUUGGGGAAGAGAUUAGCCUGAAUCCUUCUGUGGGUAUCUUCAUCACUAUGAAUCCAGGCUAUGCUGGCCGUACAGAACUACCUGAGAAUCUCAAGGCUCUUUUUAGGCCUUGUGCAAUGGUUGUUCCAGACUUUGAGUUAAUCUGUGAAAUCAUGUUGGUGGCAGAAGGAUUUAUUGAAGCUCGUUUAUUAGCCAGAAAGUUUAUCACUCUUUACCAGUUGUGCAAAGAGCUUCUCUCUAAACAGGAUCAUUAUGACUGGGGACUUCGAGCCAUCAAGUCUGUACUGGUGGUUGCAGGAUCCCUGAAACGUGGAGAUCCUGACCGCCCUGAAGACCAAGUACUGAUGCGAUCCUUGAGAGAUUUUAACAUUCCCAAAAUAGUGACAGAUGACAUGCCAGUAUUCAUGGGCCUGAUUGGAGACCUCUUUCCCUCUCUGGAUGUUCCACGUAAAAGAGACCUCAAUUUUGAAGCCUUGGUUAGGAAGGCAGUGGUAGAGCUGAAACUCCAAGCUGAGGAUAACUUUGUGCUUAAGGUGGUCCAGCUGGAGGAACUAUUGGCAGUGCGGCAUUCUGUGUUUGUAGUGGGAAGUGCUGGAACAGGCAAGUCUCAGGUACUGAGAUGCUUGCACAAGACCUAUCAGAUCAUGAAACGUCGCCCUGUGUGGACUGAUCUAAACCCAAAAGCAGUCACAAAUGAUGAACUGUUUGGCAUCAUCAAUCCAGCAACACGAGAAUGGAAGGAUGGACUGUUUUCAUCCAUUAUGCGUGAGCUUGCGAACAUCACUCAUGAUGGGCCUAAAUGGAUAUUACUAGAUGGUGAUAUAGAUCCAAUGUGGAUUGAGUCUCUGAACACUGUUAUGGAUGACAACAAGGUAUUGACUCUGGCAAGCAAUGAGAGGAUCCCUCUGAAUCCUACAAUGAGACUUCUCUUUGAAAUCAGUCACCUGCACACAGCAACACCAGCAACUGUCUCCAGAGCAGGGAUCCUAUAUAUCAACUCAGCAGACCUGGGGUGGAAUUCUCCUGUGAGUAGCUGGAUUGACAAGAGGGAAAUUCAGACAGAGAGAGCCAACCUAACUAUUCUAUUUGAUAAAUACCUUCCAACCUGCUUAGACACACUCAGAACCAGAUUUAAGAAGAUAAUCCCAAUUCCAGAGCAGAGCAUGGUUCAGAUGUUGUGCCGCCUUCUUGAAUGUCUGCUGACUAAGGAGGGCAUCACUGCUGACUGCCCUAAAGAAACAUAUGAGCUUUAUUUUGUGUUUGCUGCUAUUUGGGCUUUUGGAGGCGCAAUGGUCCAAGAUCAGAUCAUGGAUUAUAGAGCAGAAUUCAGCAAAUGGUGGUUAACAGAAUUCAAGACAAUCAAGUUUCCCUUCCAGGGAACCAUCUUUGACUACUACAUUGACCCAGAAACUAAGAAAUUUGAGCCUUGGUCUAAGCUCAUUCCUCAGUUUGAAUUUGACCCUGAGAUUCCUUUGCAGGCUUGCUUGGUGCACACAGCUGAAACCAUUCGAGUGUGCUACUUUCUGGAUCGACUUUUGGAGCAUCGGCAGCCAGUCAUGCUGGUAGGAACAGCAGGCACGGGCAAGUCUGUGCUGGUGGGAACUAAGCUGGCCAGCCUAGAUUCUGAUGAAUACUUGGUGAAAAAUGUGCCAUUUAAUUAUUACAGCACAUCAGCAAUGCUGCAGGCUGUCUUGGAAAAGCCUCUAGAAAAAAAGGCUGGCAGAAAUUAUGGCCCACCAGGCAAUAAGAAGCUUAUAUAUUUCAUUGAUGAUAUGAACAUGCCAGAGGUGGAUGCCUAUGGAACUGUGCAACCACACACUAUAAUCAGGCAACAUCUGGACUAUGGACACUGGUAUGAUAGGAAUAAGUUGUCUCUGAAGGAAAUUACAAAUGUCCAGUACAUUACAUGUAUGAACCCCACUGCAGGUAGCUUUACCAUCAACCCUCGACUUCAGCGUCACUUCAGUGUGUUUGUCCUCUCCUUUCCUGGAGUUGAUGCUCUCUCCACCAUCUACAGCACAAUUCUAAUCCAACACCUAAGGCUUGGAAAAUUCCCAGUAUCAUUGCAGAAAUCCAUUCCACAGCUGAUCCAUCUGGCCCUUACCUUCCACCAAAAAAUCUCCACCACAUUUUUACCAACAGCAAUCAAAUUCCAUUACAUAUUCAAUCUCAGAGACUUCACCAAUAUUUUCCAGGGCAUUCUCUUUUCCUCAGUGGAUUGUCUUAAAUCUACACAAGAUCUAAUAAAGCUUUAUCUGCAUGAGUCAAAUCGAGUAUAUCGAGAUAAGAUGGUAGAAGAAAAGGACUUAGAAGUUUUUGAUAAAAUUCAGAUAGAAGUCGUCAAGAAAAUUUUUGAUAAUAUUGAAAUGACUAUGGAGGAGAUACGAAACCUGAAUAUAUAUUGUCACUUUGCAAAUGGUAUUGGUGAGCCCAAGUAUAUGCCUGUAAAAUCAUGGGAAUUAUUGACCCAGACUCUUGUUGAAGCUUUGCAAAACUACAAUGAAGUCAACAGUGUAAUGGAUCUAGUUCUCUUUGAGGAUGCCAUGCGUCAUGUCUGUCAUAUCAAUCGCAUCUUGGAGUCCCCUCGGGGAAAUGCUCUGUUGGUAGGUGUUGGUGGCAGUGGAAAGCAGAGUUUGACAAAGCUUGCAGCUUUUAUCAGCUCCAUGGAUAUAUUCCAGAUUACACUGAGGAAAGGUUACGAGAUCCCUGAUUUUAAGGUGGAUCUGGCAGGAUUGUGCUUGAAAGCCGGAAUAAAGAAUCUCAGCACAGUGUUUCUAAUGACAGAUAGUCAAGUGGCUGAUGAGAAAUUUCUGGUACUCAUUAAUGAUCUCUUGUCAUCUGGAGAAAUCCCAGAUCUCUACUCUGAUGAUGAAGUUGAAAACAUCAUAAGCAAUUUAAGUAAUGAAGUCAAAAGUCAAGGUCUAGUUGAUAACAGAGAGCACUGCUGGAAAUUUUUUAUAGAUCGUGUCCGAAAACAACUGAAGGUGACUCUUUGUUUCUCCCCCGUUGGAAGUACAUUAAGGAUUCGAAGCAGAAAGUUCCCAGCCAUUGUAAACUGCACAGCCAUUGAUUGGUUUCAUGCAUGGCCUCAGCAGGCACUGGAGACAGUCAGCCUCUGCUUUUUGCAAAAGUCAGAAAAUAUUGAGCCCACAUUUAAACAGUCAAUUAGCCAGUUCAUGGCUUUUGUCCACACAAGUGUCAAUCAAAUAUCCCUGUCAUAUCUGAGAAAUGAACAGCGCUACAAUUACACCACUCCCAAGUCAUUCCUGGAAUUCAUCAGGCUAUACCAGAGCUUGCUGCAGAAAAAUGAAAAAGACCUCAAGUUUAAAAUGGAACGUCUUGAGCAAGGGCUGCUGAAACUCCAUAGCACUUCUGCUCAGGUGGAUGAUCUGAAAGCAAAACUGGCAAAUCAAGAAGUGGAACUAAAGCAAAAGAAUGAAAAUGCAGACAAAUUGAUUAAUGUGGUAGGCAUCGAGACUGACAAAGUGAGCAGAGAGAAAGCCAUUGCAGAUGAAGAAGAGCAAAAGGUGGCCCUUAUUAUGAUAGAGGUAAAGCAAAAACAGAAGGACUGUGAAGAAGAUCUGGCCAAAGCAGAACCAGCACUUAUUGCAGCCCAAGCAGCUCUCAACACUCUUAAUAAGACCAAUUUGACAGAGCUAAAGUCAUUUGGCUCUCCACCUCUAGCUGUCAGCAAUGUCAGUGCUGCUGUAAUGACACUCAUGGCCCCUGGUGGCAAAGUGCCCAAGGAUCGUAGCUGGAAGGCAGCUAAAGUCAGUAUGGCCAAAAUAGAUGGCUUCCUGGACUCACUAACUAAUUUUGAUAAAGAAAAUAUUCAUGAGAACUGCCUCAAAGCGAUCAGGCCAUAUCUGCAAGAUCCUGAAUUCAAUCCAGAAUUUGUGGCCACCAAGUCUCAUGCAGCUGCAGGUCUCUGCUCUUGGGUUAUAAAUAUUGUGAAGUUCUAUGAGGUGUUUUGUGAAGUGGAACCAAAGCGUCAAGCAUUGAACAAAGCCACAUCAGAACUUACUACUGCUCAGGAGAAGCUUGCAGUUAUUAAAAACAAGAUUGUUCACCUUAAUGAAAACCUGGCAAAACUCACAGCCAAAUUUGAGAAAGCUACAGCAGACAAACUCAAAUGUCAGCAAGAAGCUGAAGUGACUGCAGGUACCAUCUCACUUGCAAAUCGCCUGGUGGGAGGACUUGCUUCUGAAAAUGUGAGAUGGGCAGAAACUGUGAAGAACUUCAAACAACAGGAAAGAAAAUUAUGUGGAGAUAUAUUGCUUAUUACAGCUUUCAUUUCAUACCUUGGUUACUUUACAAAAAAAUAUCGGCAGAAGCUCAUGGACAGGAUCUGGAGACCUUACCUAAACCAGCUGGAUGUUCCCAUACCAGUCACCCCCACCUUGGAUCCCCUGAGAAUGCUGACUGAUGAUGCUGAUGUGGCUGUUUGGCAGAAUGAGGGCCUCCCUGCAGACCACAUGUCUAUGGAAAAUGCCACCAUUCUUAUUAACUGUGAACGUUGGCCACUGAUGGUUGAUCCUCAGCUACAAGGCAUCCAAUGGAUCAAGAACAAAUAUGGCAAAGAUCUUCAGGUCACUAAGAUUGGUCAGAAGGGCUACCUUCAAACAAUAGAGCAUGCCCUUGAAGCUGGAGAUGUGGUACUGAUUGAAAACCUAGAAGAAUCCAUUGAUCCUGUUCUGGGACCGCUGCUUGGCAGAGAAGUUGUUAAAAAGGGACGAUUCAUUAAAAUUGGAGACAAAGAAUGUGAAUAUAAUCCCAAAUUCCAGCUCAUUCUUCACACUAAGCUGGCCAACCCUCACUACCAGCCAGAGCUACAGGCUCAGACUACAUUAAUCAACUUCACUGUAACCAGAGAAGGCCUGGAGGACCAGCUGUUGGCUGCUGUGGUCAGCAUGGAAAGGCCCGACCUGGAACAAUUAAAGUCAGAGCUCACAAAACAGCAGAAUGAAUUCAAAAUCACUCUCAAAACAUUGGAAGACAACCUGCUCUCUCGCCUUUCCUCAGCAUCUGCAAAUUUUCUGGGAGAAACUGCCUUGGUGGAGAACCUUGAAAUCACCAAGAAGACAGCUGCAGAAAUUGAGAAAAAGGUACAGGAGGCCAAGUUGACUGAAAUGAAAAUCAAUGAUGCUCGUGAACACUAUAGACCUGCAGCUGCCCAAGCCUCUGUGCUCUACUUCAUCAUGAAUGACCUCAGCAAGAUCCAUCCAAUGUACCAAUUUUCUCUCAAGGCCUUCAAUAUUAUCUUCCACAAGGCUGUGAAAAAGGCUGCUCCUAAUGAGAACCUCAAGGAGCGAGUGACCAAUCUAAUAGACAGCAUCACCUUCUCUCUGUACCAAUAUACCACCCGUGGGCUCUUUGAGUGCGAUAAGCUCACCUACCUUGCUCAGCUUACCUUUCAGAUUCUGCUUAUGAAUAAAGAAGUUAGAACAGCAGAGUUGGACUUUCUUCUUCGAUCUUCAGUACAGACAGGCAUCACCAGUCCAUUAGAGUUCUUAUCCCAUCAAGCUUGGGGUAAUAUUAAGACACUUUCAUCAAUGGAAGAAUUCCAUAAUCUGGACCGGGACAUUGAAGGAUCUGCCAAGAGUUGGAAAAAAUUUGUGGAAUCAGAAUGUCCUGAAAAGGAGAAGUUUCCACAGGAGUGGAAAAACAAGACAGCUUUACAACGCCUCUGUAUGAUGAAAGCUUUGAGGCCUGACAGGAUGACCUAUGCUGUGAGAGAUUUUGUUGAGGAAAAGUUAGGAAGCAAAUACGUGGGGGGAAGAGCACUAGAUUUUGCAACCUCGUUUGAAGAAUCAGGACCAUCUACUCCCAUGUUUUUUAUCCUGUCUCCAGGAGUGGAUCCACUGAAAGAUGUGGAAAAUCAAGGUAAAAAACUUGGAUAUACUUUCAACAAUCAGAAUUUUCACAAUGUAUCUUUGGGGCAAGGACAGGAGGUAGUAGCUGAGGCCACGCUGGACCUGGCUGCCAAGAAAGGUCACUGGGUUAUUUUGCAGAACAUCCACUUAGUAUCCAAGUGGCUCAGUACACUGGAGAAGAAGCUGGAGGAACAUAGCAAAAACAGCCACCCAGAACUUAGAGUCUUUAUCAGUGCAGAGCCAGCACCUUCACUUGAAAGCCAUAUCAUCCCCCAAGGCAUCCUGGAAAAUUCCAUUAAGAUCACCAAUGAGCCUCCUACAGGCAUGCAUGCCAACCUUCACAAGGCCCUGGAUAACUUUACACAGGAUACCCUGGAUAUGUGUACCAGAGAAAUGGAGUUUAAGAGUAUCCUCUUCGCUCUUUGCUACUUUCAUGCAGUGGUGGCAGAAAGACGAAAGUUUGGACCCCAAGGAUGGAAUCGUUCUUACCCCUUCAACACUGGGGACCUUACCAUCUCUGUGAAUGUUCUUUACAACUUCCUGGAGGCUAAUGCAAAGGUCCCCUAUGAUGAUUUGCGCUACCUCAUUGGAGAAAUUAUGUAUGGAGGACAUAUCACAGAUGACUGGGACAGGAGACUCUGCAGAACUUAUCUUGAGGAAUUCAUCAAACCAGAAAUGUUAGAAGGAGAUCUGCAUUUGGCCCCAGGUUUUACCCUCCCAGGAAACAUGGAUUAUAAUGGAUAUCAUCAGUAUAUUGAUGCUGAGCUGCCUCCAGAAUCACCAUACCUCUAUGGUCUACAUCCAAAUGCAGAAAUUGGCUUCCUGACCCAGACAUCAGAGAAACUUUUCCUUACUCUGCUGGAGCUACAGCCCCAGGAUAGCCAAGUUGGAGAUGGGACAGGCUCCUUAAGAGAUGAAAAGGUCAAAAUUCUCCUAGAAGAAUUACUGGAGCGGCUAACAGAAGAAUUUAAUAUCCCAGAACUGAUGGCCAAAGUGGAGGAGCGCACCCCUUACAUUGUGGUUGCAUUCCAGGAGUGUGAACGGAUGAAUCUACUCACCAGAGAGAUACAGCGCUCACUACGGGAACUAGAACUUGGCUUAAAGGGAGAACUAACGAUGACCAGUGACAUGGAGAACUUACAGAAUGCUCUGUUCCUAGACACUGUGCCAGAUUCCUGGGUCAGACGAGCUUAUCCUUCCACAGCAGGUCUUGCAGUCUGGUUUUGGGACGUCCUCAGCAGAAUCAAGGAACUGGAAAUUUGGAUUGGAGAUUUUGCAAUGCCCUCCACUGUGUGGCUGACAGGCUUCUUCAAUCCCCAGUCCUUUCUGACUGCCAUCAUGCAGUCCAUGGCUCGGAAGAAUGAGUGGCCCCUGGACAAGAUGACCCUGCAAUGUGAUGUAACAAAGAAAACCAAAGAAGAAAUCAGAAGCCCUCCUCGUGAAGGGGCUUAUGUCCAUGGUCUCUUUAUGGAAGGUGCUCGCUGGGAUGCUCAGGUUGGAAUAAUUACAGAGGCCAAGUUGAAGGAUCUGACACCUCUCAUGCCUGUGAUAUACAUCAAAGCCAUUCAGACAGAUAAACAAGAUUGCCGCAGCAUCUAUGCCUGUCCUGUGUAUAAGACUUGUCAACGGGGACCCACUUAUGUAUGGACUUUCAACUUGAAGACUAAGGAGAACCCAUCUAAGUGGGUUCUAGCUGGAGUAGCUUUGCUUCUCCAAAUAUAGCUACCUGCAGAAAAAGGGAGAAAAUAGUACUGAGCUGGAAGUUAUCCAAAGAAGGAUCACAGAUAGGGUAUCAAAAGUACUCACAAUUCUUUAGAAUUCUGUUAGGGAACUUGAC